This is a messenger RNA of Plutella xylostella (diamondback moth), 1045 nucleotides long. It is a transcript of the gene sosie, whose product is annotated as oogenesis-related protein sosie. Lineage: Eukaryota; Metazoa; Arthropoda; Insecta; Lepidoptera; Plutellidae. The record is from RefSeq and is a predicted model, not a curated record.
AGCCUUUAGUACCGCGGCAAGCCCCGUACCAACCCCACGGCGACCAGCUCUGCAGAAACUGUAACUAACCCCCUUCUAACACCAAGUGAAAGAGACACUGUAAAUUAAAAAGAAAAUAAUUAAAAACAAAACGACCUAAAUAAAAAAAUUCAUACACUUCAACUUCCGGUCACAGACAACUUUUAUUUAUUAAAAAAAAAAGAAACAAGGAAAGAAAUAGUGUCAAUAAUGAAUAUUUAUGGGCUCGAGAUGUGGUGUCGGCGGCAAGCGGGGCGCGUCAUUCUUCCACUGCUUCUAGCGGGCUGGCUGACGGGCGAUUCUUCUGAGGCCUUGUCAUCAUUCGGAGUGUCCAACACUCGCCCCCCCGCCGCCCCCUCCCCUACCGCGCCGCCGGCGCGGCCGUGCUCCCGCCAGGCAGAGUGCGCGGGGAUAUCCAGCAGCUCCUGCGUGCGGACCCACUACGACUCCACGACCAGGUGUCUCUGUGGGGACAACCUGCCCCCGGUCAAUGGGCAGUGCGAGGCGCCGACUAAAGCCCUCUACCACGCUUGCGGCACCAGCGACGAGUGCAACGACGGGCUGCUCUGCGCGGUGCCCAACAUCACGGGCACCGCGCCGCCGCACCUGCGCGUCCACGCGCCCACAGACAAGAUCUGUCUGUGCGACACAGACAACGGGUACAGGGAGAAGGAGCAUACUUGCAGCGAUGCCGACAUAAUGAAGACGUCUAUUUUCGCCAUAAUCAUCGUCAGCUGUAUAAGAAAACUACUAGUUUAUUAGACAACACCAUUCAACUUAGCUUCUCUAUAGUUUACAUGCUUCACUCUGCAUAACCACUUGUACAGUUCGGUUCACGAAAGAUGACCAAGAUUGUGUGGAAUAUUUCAGUAUUCAGAGUUCGCCGAAGAUCGUCGUAGCUUCAAUAAUAACGUCACUCAAAACUCUCAAAUACGACCAUAAAAAUGCUCUCUAGUGUUCAACUUACGUGAAUUUAACUGUACCGUCUGAUAUACUUAAUAAUAGACUAUGUCAUCAACAAAUUCAA